AUGCAUCAAUUGAUUGCCUGUGCAGUCCUUUCCGAAUUUGUAGCUGAAGUUUCGAAAAAAUGGAAAAAAAUACAAACAAUGUUACCUGAUGUUAUUGAAUAUGGCGUUAAUCAGGGGAUCAUACCGAAUCGAAAAGAAAAAAAGAGUGGAAACGGAUUCAGUUUACCAAGUUUUAUUAAAGCAGCUGAAGCCGAUAUUGAUCACAAUGACAAACGUCUUGGUGAUGGCAGGUUUCAUCUCCCAACUAAUGACAUCAGUUUGAUGCAUUCAGCGGUACCAUUUCUUCCACUUCCUACUGCCAUAGUUUGUGCUGUCGUGAACUUCAUCAUUCCAGGACUAGAAGGUACUGUCAUCAAUCUGCUCACUUUAAUUCCUGUCGGUAUCACCAAUCAUUUAGGAACAAUAAUGAGUGGAUUUCUUGCUUUGUGUCUAGGACAAACACGCGUUAAUUAUCGUGAAGGAAGGAAAUUAAUGACUCUUAUCAUCAGUUUUUUGGUUGGCAUCAGUCAGUUUUUCACUAUUACGUUCUUCUUAGUCGGAUGGUUUUGGUCAAUGGCUUGGGGUGGUUUGCUAAUUAUCUAUUCAGUGCAGUAUCGUGAUGCCAUUCGUCAACGACGUCAAGAAGCAAUUGCAACAGCUGCAUUAGAAGCAUUAACUCGUGAUUCCAUCUUGCAUCGUCGAGAUGUAAAAACGUUGGUUACUGAACUUAAGGAAAAAACAGAAACCAAAAAAGAGACACAAACAAAUGAGUAG
Molecule: messenger RNA, 753 nt
Organism: Thelazia callipaeda (thelaziosis nematode)
Lineage: Eukaryota; Metazoa; Nematoda; Chromadorea; Rhabditida; Thelaziidae
Source: the annotation of a GenBank genome assembly